AUGCUCGCUGCUGCGUUCAGCAUUAAGGAGUCAAUGUACAACGUUACAGAGCAAGACGUCGAACGUGCUGCACAGGCCACGUUGAACAACAUAUUGCAACAUCCCAGGUUAACUACACGACCGGAGAUCGUUCCUCCCAGCUUGAAUCACCCUCAGUUUCAGUCUCUUCACACGGGAGCCUCCCGAGCCGCCGCUCCGUCUAAUCACCCUCCUCCUGCGGACGCGUCUCCUUUCGCGAACGCUCCUUCGCGACCGUCGCACGACCAGGAGCCGUUGGAACGCGGGCGGGAUGAGCGGAGCCGGCGAGAGUUUGACACCGCCGACCGUUUUGUUGAUGAUGACCGCGCGCCAGUGCCGCGUGCAGAGCAGGAGAGGCUGGAGCAGCGACGCGAGCACUUGCACGGGAGGCAGCAGCAGCUCCAGCGGGAGCAGCAGAGGGAGCAGCAGCGGAAGCAGCAAGGGGAGCAGGCUUCUGGAAGGCGGGUGUCGGAAAAUGGACCGGAAUUUUCGGGAGAUGGAGGGCAGGCUCGCAGGGAGGAGACUGAAGGACUGAGGGAGAGGGGGAGAGAGAGGGGGUGGGAGCGAGAGAGGAAGAGGGAAAGCCAAAGGGAGCGGGAGAGAGGAAGUGAGGAGGAAGAUGACGAGGAUAGGGAGAGGGAUUGGCAGCGAGAGAGGGGUGGAGAUAGGUCAAGAGAGGUGGAAGGGCGGCGGCAGCAGCAGCGGGAAGGGGGAGGGGGGAGCCAGAGGGACGGAGGGGGGGGGAUGAGCAGGGGAGGUGUGAGCGAUAGCGUGGGGAACGGGAAGGGUUUGAGUAUGGACGAGGGGGAGGGGAGGAAUGGGAGCCUUAGGAGUGGAAAUGCGAAGGAGCGGAUGCAGGAGCAGCGGCAGCAGGAGGAGCAGCAGGAGGGUGGGGGCAAGAGGGCGAGGAAAGGGAAGGACUCUUCGCCUGAGCCGGAUGAGGAUUCAGGCAAUCAGGAGGGCAACAGCAGCGACGGCCAGCCACGCACUCUCAAGCGCCCCAGGCUCGUCUGGACCCCACAGCUGCACAAGCGAUUUGUGGACGCUGUGUCGCAUCUGGGCAUCAAGAACGCCGUGCCAAAGACUAUUAUGCAGCUCAUGAACGUGGAGGGGUUGACAAGGGAGAAUGUGGCAUCACAUUUGCAGAAGUAUCGGCUCUACCUUAAGCGGAUGCAGGGUCAUUCCGGGGACGACCCGUCAGGGGGCGAUCCCCUCUUUUCCUCCACGCCUCUCCCCACCAGCCUCAACAGCCCGCCCCAGCCUUUCUUCCCCCCAUCCGCCCCGCCUCCUCCCUCCGCUCCUCCCCCUCUCAACCCUCUCGCUGCCGCCGCUGCCGCCGCCGCAGCAGCAGGGGGAAACCCUAUGGGGAACCUCAGGGGAGCUCUAUCCGCGUUAGGAGCAGCAGGGCUGUCUUCCCUCCCCCCUUCACUCCAUCCAGACGACCCUCUCCUCUCCUCCCCUCAUUUCUCCGCGGCGGCUGCUGCUGCUGCCGCCGCCGCCGCUGCUGCUGCAGCCGGAGGGGGGUCCAACCCACUGCUCUCUUCCCAGCUAGCUGCGUCUCUUUCGAAUUCCCAGCAGCAGCAGCAGCAACAGCAGCAGCAGCAGGCAGCAGCAGCGCAAUACCUUGCGGCGGCUCAUAACCCGGUGGGGAAUCCGCUUGGUGCCGCUGCUGCGGCUGCGGCUGCUGCAGCAGACCCGAUUCUGGGGCGAGCGCUGAGUGCUUAUGCGGCAGCUGCUGCGUUUUACGACCUUCAGAAUAGUCACGGGCAGAAUAAUCUCGGGCAGAAUAAUCAUGGGCAGAAUAGUCUCGGGCAGAACAGUCAUGGUGGGGCAGGUUUGGGGGGAGGCGCUGGUGGGGGGAUGCAUGGGGGGGGAGGGCUUGGGGGGAUGCAUGGGGGGGGAAUAGGUGGGGGGCAUGUGGGGGGGAUCGGGGGAGGGUCGAACCAGCCACCAGGAGCGGCGGCGGCAGCGGCGGCGGCGGCAGCGGCAGCGGCAGCAGCAGCAGCCGCACAGCAACAAAGCAAGAAGGGCACCGUCACCGGCUCGACAGGUGCUGAGCCUCUUUCCAGAGCAGCAGUGAGGGAGGAAUGGUUGACUAUUGUUGCUACUCGGGAAGGAAGGGCGAAGGGGGGGGGAAGGAAGGAGGGGCAGCAGGAGAAGGUCAGCACUGUCGCCGGCACGGCAGGUGCUGAGCCUCUUUCCAGAGCAGCAGUGAGGGAGGAGGGGUGGAGGUCGUUUCUUUUUCAGAGCAGCAGUGUGAAAGAAGAGUGCUGGGUAUUUUUCUUCAUGGAGCAGCAGUGA
Molecule: messenger RNA, 2319 nt
Organism: Closterium sp. Naga37s-1
Lineage: Eukaryota; Viridiplantae; Streptophyta; Zygnematophyceae; Desmidiales; Closteriaceae
Source: the annotation of a GenBank genome assembly